GCAUAUUUGUCGGUUUUGUGAACUAGACUUUAACAACAACAUUUGGCAAGUGUGAAACACAUGUUGUUUUAGAUAAUAUUGGUAAACAGCCGGCGAAUUUAAAGGUCUGUGUACAGUCGUCGGCCGAAGACAGCCGAGGAUCGUCGGGGUAGCGUUCACUGCGGUGACGCUGCGCCACUAGCUGGGCCUUGUCUUAUAGUUAGCCAUCCGAGCUAAUGCUGGCUAGAAGGCGAUGAACCACGUACAUUUACGGAACACAUCAGGGAUGGAGUCACAGAACCUUGUGGAUGAUUUGUCGCCAAAGAAAAACACAGUUCUCAAGCUUAGUAACGGCCCAGUUGUGGGGUCCCGCAAGCGUCCGUCAGAGGGAAACUAUGAGAAGGAGAAGGAACACUGCAUUGCUCUGUUUGACCAGUGGUCUGAGGCCGACCAAGUUGAGUUUGUUGAGCGCCUGAUCUCCCGUAUGUGCCACUACCAGCACGGCCACAUCAACUCCUACCUCAAACCCAUGCUGCAGAGGGAUUUCAUCACUGCGCUGCCAGCCCAAGGCUUGGAUCACAUAGCAGAGAACAUCCUUUCUUUCCUGGAUGCACGCUCUCUGUGUGCAGCGGAGCUGGUGUGCAAGGAGUGGCAGAGGGUAAUCUCUGAGGGUAUGCUGUGGAAGAAGCUAAUCGAACGUAUGGUCCGUACUGACCCACUCUGGAAAGGCUUGUCUGAGAGACACCAGUGGGAGAAAUAUUUGUUCAAGAACCGUACGGCAGAAGUCCCCCCCAACUCCUACUAUCACUCCCUUUAUCCCAAGAUCAUCCAAGACAUAGAGACUAUUGAGGCUAACUGGAGAUGCGGUAGACACAACUUGCAGAGGAUUCAGUGUCGUUCAGAAAACAGUAAAGGGGUUUACUGUCUGCAGUACGACGAUGACAAGAUCAUCAGUGGCCUUAGAGACAAUUCCAUAAAGAUCUGGGAUAAGCAGUCUCUGGAGUGUCUGAAAAUACUGACUGGUCACACAGGCUCAGUGUUGUGUCUGCAGUAUGAUGAGAGGGUCAUUGUCACCGGGUCUUCUGACUCAACCGUCAGGGUGUGGGAGGUAACGACAGGCGAGGUACUGAACACACUGAUCCAUCACAACGAGGCAGUUCUUCACCUGCGCUUUGCCAAUGGUCUGAUGGUCACCUGCUCAAAGGACCGUUCAAUUGCAGUGUGGGACAUGGCCUCACCCACUGACAUCAGUCUACGUCGCGUCCUGGUGGGGCACCGGGCAGCUGUCAAUGUGGUCGACUUUGACGACAAAUACAUUGUGUCCGCUUCAGGGGACCGAACCAUCAAGGUAUGGAGCACCAGCACCUGCGAGUUUGUUCGCACUCUAAAUGGUCACAAGCGGGGUAUUGCUUGUCUACAGUAUAGAGAUCGACUUGUGGUCAGUGGCUCAUCUGACAACACAAUCCGGUUAUGGGACAUAGAAUGUGGGGCAUGUUUGCGAGUGCUGGAAGGUCAUGAGGAGUUGGUGCGCUGCAUUCGCUUCGACAACAAGAGGAUUGUCAGCGGUGCCUACGAUGGUAAGAUAAAGGUGUGGGACCUGCAGGCAGCCCUGGAUCCUCGAGCCCCAGCCAGCACAUUAUGUCUGCGCACUCUAGUGGAGCAUUCUGGCCGUGUGUUCCGUCUCCAGUUUGACGAGUUCCAGAUCAUCAGCAGUUCUCAUGAUGACACUAUUCUCAUCUGGGACUUCCUGAAUGUCUCAACCAAUGGCCAGUCAGAGGGACGGUCUCCUUCCCGCACCUACACUUAUAUUUCUAGAUAGCAGGUGGCGCCAUCAACUGAACCCUUCUUUGGAGGACGCCAUGGCUAAUGGGUGCAUUCAUCAUCGAAGGGGGCCCAUCUCUUCCCUUUUUCUUCUCGUCAUCUCUCUGUCCACCUCCCACCCUGUCCUUACCACCUUCCUGCCUGUUCUGACAGAUUCUUAGGCUUGUGCCCAUUAACCACCUGAACCAUGACAUACACACACAGAUGCAUAUACACAUAGAAAUGAGGAUGCCCUACUACACAACAAAUGCAACUUCUGCUACUAAUUUAUGUUUUGUAAAGUACACUAAUGACAGUAUUAACUUAGACCUUAUGUAAAUCACAAGCUCCCUUUUGCCCCAUUAAUACAAACUUAAAGCAGCUUCUGCUUCUCAGUUUUCAGCCCUUGCCAGAAUGGGAUCCUAUGGAUGUGGAAUUGCUCAUAGAUAUAUAUAUACAUAUCUAUAUAUCUAUCUAUAUUUUAAUUACGCAAAUACCAACAGUGGCACAGUUGGACAGAGGAUGACCGGAGCUGUCAUGCGGGAGAUAGAGACUCUUUACUCAGCUCUGGAAAGGAGGGAAGGAUGGGAUGUAGAGGGAGUGAAGGAGGGAGAACUGUGUCAGGGUUGACUUCCCUGCUCCCUCUCACUCCCUCUCAACCCUCCCUGUCUCUCAACACCCACCCACCCCUUGUUCUCUCCCCUCUGACCCCCUCCCAGAGAUGCACACUUGCCUGGAAUAUGGGGCGCACACACAAGUUUGUGGGAGUGUGUGUGUUUGUGUAUGUGGACUUGUGAAAUGGCAAAACUGAAGCGUCAGACAGAAAUGCAUGAGAGGUUGCCUUGGAUACGGCGUCCUGGUACACCUCUGCUUUUUUUCUCUUUAACUCUUACUUUCUUACUGUUUUUUUUUUUUUUAAUUUUAUUUUAUUACUGUUAUUUUCUAAUUUUAUUUGAGUAUUUUGGUUCUUAGUACAAAAAUCAUACUAAGUGUAGUCCUCUUUCUCUCUGUGUCUUUUUUUUUCUUUCUUCUAACUUUGAGCCUCUCAUCUGUCCCCUUCACUCCAUCUUUCUCUCCCCAUCAUCUAUGUGCUUGCUUUGGUUAUGAGAGAAGCUGGAAGUCAAGAGCUCAAAUUUAGCUGUAAACUGAGUUGUCUUGUCAAAAAUUGUGUUGUAUAUUAAAAAUGAUUUUUUAAAGAACAAAAUGACCUUAUUGUGAAUAAAGUACUUGACAGUG
Betta splendens (Siamese fighting fish) is the source of this 3015-nucleotide messenger RNA. RefSeq names its product F-box and WD repeat domain containing 11a (gene fbxw11a). The transcript has 13 exons. The coding region runs from base 233 to 1798 and encodes 521 amino acids. The record is from RefSeq and is a predicted model, not a curated record. Gene Ontology annotation, molecular function: protein dimerization activity. Lineage: Eukaryota; Metazoa; Chordata; Actinopteri; Anabantiformes; Osphronemidae.